UGUCACUGUGGAGGUGUGCGCGCGCAACUGUACCAGAUUGGAUGUACCAGAUGCACGCGGACCUCUUGCAGCGAUACCCUUCACGACCCGACGACAGUUGCUGGUUCUGUUGAUGCUGUCUGGUGCUCGAUAGCCCUCGAGCUGCGGCAGGAAAGGCUUGGUGUGGAGAUGUCGAGCCCAGUGAAAGAUCGCUGCUGUAGCGGGUUGUAGUGUGGGACAGGCCGGAAGUCUUGCAGUGCUUUGGAGCUAACCUCUGCGGUUGGGGAAGCUCUGGGAACAGUGGGCUGAAGAGAAACGAGGGCUGGAGAGGACCAGGCAAUACUGAUGCAGCAGGCGAGCUUGUAAGAAGGUGGUUACGGAGAUACAAAACAGUAAACAAAGACUAAGGCGAGUGCGAGAAUCAUCAGGGAAAACAGCCUAACAGUCUCUUGACACAGGGGUUGUACCAACAGACUGGAGAAUUGCCAACAUAAUACCGAUCACAAAAAGGGAGACAAAACCGAACCAGAAGAUUACAAGAUGACUUCAAUUGAAGAACGGGAGGAGAAAAAAAAGAGGCUAAGGUCCUGAGGAACAAGAGUCAGAACUGUCCGCCAGUAAAAACAAUGCAAGGAUACACAGAUUAUCACACAGUAUCUGACUAAUCUACCGUGGGCAGCUGACUUCAUAUAAUUCCAAGCAGGUGGCAGGGCCGCAGAAGGCAAGGGGUUGUUCUGUCAGUCUAGCUCUUGUAGAGGUGCUGGUGGAUCAGGUAGGGCUGGCUUUGACUGUGGUGUACAGCUCGCUGGCCAGGUUCCCCAAAGAGUUCUCUGCCCUGAGUGGCCAUGUCUGUCAGUGAGGCAGAAGGAGAUACCCCUAGGUUCUUUUUUGGUUGCGAAGAUGGAGAAGGAGAUGAGCUACUGGAUCAAGGGAAGGUCUAUGACUGUCUUUACGAACACGUGGAGGAGGACGAUGAUGACGAUGAUGAAGAAUAUGAAUCUCCACCAGAAAGGCAGAUUGUGAUUGGAAUCUGUGCCAUGGCAAAGAAAUCAAAAUCCAAACCCAUGAAGGAAAUCCUGGAACGCCUUUGCUUAUUCAAGUACAUCACUGUUGUGAUAUUUGAAGAAGAUGUAAUACUGAAUGAACCUGUGGAAAACUGGCCGCACUGUGACUGUCUUACUUCCUUUCACUCUAAAGGCUUUCCUUUGGACAAAGCAGUAGCAUAUUCAAAACUAAGGAACCCAUUUGUUAUCAAUGAUCUGGACUUGCAGUAUCACAUUCAGGACCGGAGAGAAGUAUACCGUAUUUUAAAGGAGGAGGGAAUCUUGCUUCCACGUUAUGCUGUUCUAAAUCGUGAUCCUGACAAACCUGAAGAGUGCAACUUGGUGGAGGGAGAGGACCACGUGGAGGUGAAUGGAGAGGUUUUCCAGAAACCAUUUGUGGAGAAGCCAGUGAGUGCCGAAGACCACAACGUAUACAUUUACUACCCAACAUCAGCUGGAGGGGGGAGCCAGAGGCUUUUUCGCAAGAUUGGUAGCAGAAGUAGUGUGUAUUCUCCAGAGAGUAAUGUCAGAAAAACUGGAUCCUACAUAUAUGAAGAGUUUAUGCCCACCGAUGGCACUGACGUAAAGGUUUACACUGUGGGCCCUGACUACGCUCAUGCUGAGGCUCGCAAGUCACCUGCGCUCGAUGGUAAGGUGGAACGAGAUAGUGAAGGGAAAGAGGUUAGAUACCCAGUCAUCUUGAAUGCCAGAGAGAAGCUGAUUGCCUGGAAAGUCUGCCUUGCUUUUAAGCAAACUGUUUGUGGCUUUGACUUAUUGCGUGCUAAUGGGCAGUCGUAUGUCUGUGACGUCAAUGGCUUCAGCUUUGUGAAAAACUCCAUGAAGUACUAUGAUGACUGCGCAAAAAUUUUAGGAAAUAUCAUAAUGAGAGAACUGGCUCCACUUUUUCAAAUCCCUUGGUCAAUCCCACUGGAGGCUGAAGAUAUUCCUAUUGUACCAACAACCUCUGGCACCAUGAUGGAGCUGAGAUGUGUUAUAGCUGUUAUUCGACAUGGAGAUCGUACACCAAAACAGAAGAUGAAAAUGGAAGUCAGACAUCAAAGGUUUUUUGAUCUGUUUGAGAAAUGUGAAGGAUAUAAGACUGGGAAACUAAAACUGAAGAAACCAAAGCAAUUACAGGAAGUUUUGGAUAUUGCAAGGCUGCUUCUUGCAGAACUGGGACAAAACAAUGAUUCAGAAAUUGAAGAAAGCAAAGCCAAACUUGAACAACUGAAAACAGUACUGGAAAUGUAUGGGCAUUUUUCCGGGAUAAAUCGCAAAGUCCAGUUAACUUAUCUUCCUCAUGGGUGCCCAAAAACCUCCAGUGAAGAAGAGGAUAACAGACGAGAGGAGCCGUCCCUUUUGUUAGUCCUCAAGUGGGGAGGAGAGCUGACCCCUGCUGGCCGAGUCCAGGCUGAGGAGUUGGGGAGAGCAUUUAGGUGCAUGUACCCAGGAGGACAAGGGGAUUAUGCUGGAUUCCCUGGGUGUGGUUUAUUGCGUUUGCACAGUACCUAUCGCCAUGACCUGAAGAUCUAUGCCUCUGAUGAAGGCAGAGUUCAGAUGACUGCUGCCGCCUUUGCCAAGGGUCUGCUAGCCCUUGAAGGGGAGUUGACCCCCAUCUUGGUCCAGAUGGUAAAAAGCGCCAACAUGAACGGCUUGUUGGACAGUGACAGUGACUCUCUGAGCAGCUGUCAGCAGCGUGUUAAAACCCGACUCCAUGAAUUCUUCCAGAGAGACCGAGACUUCAUCACCGAAGAUUAUGAAAAGCUAUCUCCAACUGCAAGCAUUUCUCUUAUCAAGUCAAUGCAGAUGAUUAAAAAUCCUGUAAAGACAUGUGAUAAGGUCUACUCUCAGAUCCAGAGCUUGACAUCGCAGAUAAGGCAGAGGAUGGAGGAUCCAAAAUCAGCAGAUAUCCAGCUCUACCACAGUGAAACUCUUGAUCUUAUGCUGCGUAGAUGGGCAAAGCUGGAGAAAGACUUUAAAAUGAAGAAUGGAAGAUAUGACAUCAGCAAAAUCCCUGAUAUUUAUGAUUGUAUUAAAUAUGAUGUUCAGCACAACAGCUCUUUAAAACUGGAGAACACAAUGGAACUAUACCGACUUUCAAAGGCAUUAGCUGACAUUGUCAUUCCUCAGGAAUAUGGUAUAGCGAAUGUGGAGAAGCUGGACAUUGCUAAAGGUUACUGCACUCCUCUGAUCAGGAAGAUCCGCUCAGACCUGCAGAGAACACAGGACGAUGACACUGUAAAUAAACUUCACCCUGUGUAUUCCCGAGGAGUUAUGUCACCAGAACGGCAUGUUCGGACUAGGUUAUACUUUACCAGUGAGAGUCACGUUCACUCACUUCUUUCCAUUUUACGUUACGGGGCCUUGUGUGAUGAGACCAAAGAUGAUCAGUGGAAGAGGGCCAUGGAUUAUCUAAAUGUUGUCAGCGAGCUAAAUUACAUGACUCAGAUUGUGAUUAUGCUUUAUGAGGACCCAAACAAGGACCCUUCAUCGGAGGAACGUUUUCAUGUUGAGUUGCACUUCAGUCCUGGAGCAAAGGGUUGUGAAGAAGACAAAAAUCUACCGUCAGGUUUUGGAUACAGACCAGCCUCUCGUGAGAAUGAAGGUUCAAAGAAAAAAUCCCAGACUAAUGACAGUGAUGAGGAACCCAAUGCAGCUAAAAGGGAUGAACCGGACAGGGCCCCAAUGAUGUUCCGACCAAUGGUCUCAGAUCCCAUCUACAUUCACAGAAAGUCACCCCUACCGCGCUCCAAAAAAAUUGGCUCAGUAGAAUUCCAGGAAGAGCGCCCCCUGAGUGUGUCUAGCCCUGAGUGUAUUGGUACCUGGAUGCAUUACACCUGUGGUGUGGGUACUGGGCGUCGAAGACGCAGAUCAGGGGAACAAAUAACUUCUUCCCCUGUCUCCCCCAAAUCACUGGCUUUCACAUCCAGUAUUUUUGGCUCAUGGCAACAGGUCCUGUCUGAGAACAAUAGCCAUGCACGACUUGCCAGACUGCAUGCAGAACAGAAGCACACUGGAAUGGGGUCUCAUUGUGCAGGCCUGUUUAGCACCACGGUGCUCGGGGGCUCUUCCAGUGCACCUAACCUACAGGAUUAUGCUCGUACGCACCGUAAAAAGCUGACUUCAUCUGGCUUCUUAGAUGACGCCACACGUGGUUCUGCUGUAAAAAGAUUUUCUAUCUCAUUUGCUCGACACCCAACCAAUGUGUUUUCCAGUUUGUUCUGUGGUUUUGAGUUGUAUUCCAUGGUGCCUUCAAUUUGCCCGCUUGAGACCCUGCACAAUUCCUUAUCACUUAAGCAAGUGGAUGAGUUUUUGUCUUCUGUUGCUGUAUCAUCCAGCGAAACUUUCUUGGAAACACCAACUCCUUCCCCAGCUUCAGCUGUCAGUUACAGUGGAAUAACAAACCGUAAAAUCUCUCUGAAUACAUUCACUCCUGCAAAGAUUCUGCCGUCUCCAUUUUCACACUCUGCAAGUAAGAAGGCUGCAGACAGGGCAUCAGUCGUGAGCAGUGGGCCCUCCAGUACAGUAUCGGGUGCUGGUCCCUCCUCUCUAACAGAGCUUUCGCCUCAUGGAACCCCUGAGAACAAAUUGCUGUUGCAAAAGAAAAGUGAAGAAAAUGAAACACCACCUGGACCCUAACCGUUAAAAAAAAAAAAACAAAAAAAAAAAAACACACACACACACAAUCUAAAGCCUUAAUAGUUUCACUAUCAUUAAACUGGGCUUGUACACAAGACAUUCGUUUUGCUUUACAUACGCUUUGAUAAAAAAAGCAUUUGAUCUGUUUCGGGGAUUUUUUUUUUCCUGUGUUUUAUGUAUGUUGUAUAUAUUGAUCCUGAAAAUAUCUAGUGCUCGCAUUAUGUAUAUAUUUUUAUUUCUGUUGUGUGAUAUAGAUCACCAGAUUAUUUGAUUUGGUUGUGUGGGCCAACCAGAUAAAGUUAACUUUGAAAAGUUGUGCCACUGUAAGGCAAAUACAGUUUUUGUAUGAAAGGUUUCUUUAAAUAGACCAUAAUGUGUAUUCAUUAUUUAAUUUGGGCAAAUGUUCUUUUUGUGUAUUGCUCUUUUUAAGUAGUACAAUUACCAAAGAAAACUUGACUAGCCCAAAUAUGUAUAUGUUCGGAAAAAGAGUCAAAAUAGUUUUCAGCUGCGGGUGCUACAAAAAAAGUAAUGCUAUGUUGCUCAUUUAUUAUUCUCUUCAUUUUACAGGUACGUUUAGGUUGUUUUAACUUUAUGAUUGCUAGAAAUUAACUUUAAGUACUUCACUUGCUGUAAAAUACAAUCUCAGUAAAAAUGUAAUGUAUAGUAGGUGUGAAUGAAUGUAUUAUAAUAUUGUCUGUAUUCAUGUACAUACUAAUUAAGCAGUAAAACUACAGUAGUGUUGGAUCAGUAUGAAACCUGGCUUUUACUGUUUGCACUAAAGUUUUAAAAAAAAGA
Acipenser ruthenus (sterlet) is the source of this 5456-nucleotide messenger RNA. RefSeq names its product inositol hexakisphosphate and diphosphoinositol-pentakisphosphate kinase 2. Bases 825 to 4661 code for a protein of 1278 amino acids. Gene Ontology annotation, molecular function: inositol hexakisphosphate kinase activity; 5-diphosphoinositol pentakisphosphate 1-kinase activity; diphosphoinositol pentakisphosphate kinase activity. The transcript has 33 exons. Gene Ontology annotation, biological process: inositol phosphate biosynthetic process; inositol metabolic process. Gene Ontology annotation, cellular component: cytosol. The record is from RefSeq and is a predicted model, not a curated record. Lineage: Eukaryota; Metazoa; Chordata; Actinopteri; Acipenseriformes; Acipenseridae.